Pseudocercospora fijiensis CIRAD86 is the source of this 1158-nucleotide messenger RNA. RefSeq lists its product as uncharacterized. The record is from RefSeq and is a predicted model, not a curated record. The transcript has a single exon. Bases 1 to 1158 code for a protein of 385 amino acids. NCBI's taxonomy places the organism in Eukaryota, Fungi, Ascomycota, Dothideomycetes, Mycosphaerellales, Mycosphaerellaceae. Gene Ontology annotation, biological process: amino acid metabolic process; biosynthetic process. Gene Ontology annotation, molecular function: pyridoxal phosphate binding; transaminase activity.
AUGCGAGAUGAAAUCGCGAGACAUGUCAAUGAGCACUUCAACAUCGAUCCAUGGCACUUGACUUAUGGAGAAGGGCCUGCGGGGACUGCCGCUCUGCGUGGACAUAUCGCAUCCGAUGUGAACGAGGUCUUCCAUCCAUCAGCACCAAUCCACGCGAAUCACAUAUGCGUGUGCAAUGGGGCCGGCUCAGCCGUGAGCAAUUUCUGCUUCUGCGUUGGCGAGCCGGGCGACGGCAUUCUUCUCAGCAAGCCGCUCUACACCGGCUUCUUCGGCGACAUCGAACAUGGCUCGAAGUUCAAGCUGGUCCAAGUAGCAACGGAAGGCGUUGAUCCGCUCAGUGCCGACGCUGUCCGCCUCUAUGAGAAGACUCUUCACGACGCCGAAGCAUCCGGCACGAAGAUCCGAGCAAUUCUCCUUGCAAAUCCUCACAACCCACUUGGACGGCCAUACAGCAAGGAAGCACUGGCUGCCUUCUGCCGAUUCUGCGACAAAUAUAACAUCCAUCUCCUAUCCGAUGAAGUCUAUGCCCAAUCCUGGUUCCCCAGUAAAGACUUCCCUGAACCGGAGCCUUUUGUUAGUAUCCUCAGUCUUGAGCUGAAAAAGUACAUCAAUCCAGCAUUGGUCCAUGUGAUUUAUGCGAUGAGCAAGGACUUGUGUGCAAACGGCAUUCGUGUGGGUUGCCUCAUUUCUCCUUUCAAUGACGGGCUUCUGUCGGCAUUCAAGUCGAUCUCGCGCUUUACCAGAGCUAGUCAGCUUGCCGAGCAAGUGUGGCUCGGUCUUUUCGAAGAUCGACCUUUCCUGGACUGGUACUUUCCUGAGAUGAGACGCCGACUGGCAGAUGCCUAUGCGUAUACAACAGGAAGACUUGAGGAGGAGAGGAUCCCAUAUAUUCCUGCUUCUACUGGUGUGUGCGUUUGGAUUGAUCUUAGUGAAUACUUGGAUCACAAUACUCAAGCUUCGGAGCUGACUUUAGCCUGGAGGCUUGCAAAAGCCGGCGUGUGGAUUGCGAUGGGCGCAACGUUUGGAUCGGAAAGGCAUGGUAACUAUCGUAUUACCUUUGCAACACCGCGCGCCGAUCUUGAGCUGGGGCUUGAUCGGCUAUUCAGAAUACUGGGCGACGUACGCGGAGAACGAAAGCUAUUGAACGAACAUGCAUAG